AUGCGCAAGAACCUCGAGACCUUCAACGAGCGUCUGGCCAUGGUCGAGGGCAUGCUGCAGCAGGACGAGGCGGACAAGGAGAGCAUGCCGAACCUCCUGCCGAUACACUACGAGCUCACGCAGCUAAGGAAUAUUCGGGACGACGCAAUGGAACAGAUACAGAGGGCCGAGGAUCCGAGCCUCGAGUCGACGCUCGAAGACUACUUUCAGAGGCUCGACCUCAUGAUCGACUGGUUCGAUGACCACAUUGGCCUGCUGGCGCUGAACCUUAUCAGCCUUGUCGUCAAUGACAACAACGGUCUUGUCGUGCGCUUUGCCGUCGUCAUCGAGGCGGAAGAGAAGAGCGACCAGCGCGUGCUAGCCCUGCAGGAGGCCCUGAAAGACCACAAGGAGAUGGCGACGAGGUUCCAGAGCAUCACGGACGGAGCCAAGAAGGUCCGCGGUUAUAAGGACAAGUUUCUACAGGCGAUCAAGAUCAAUGCCGAGGGGCAGUUUGGCGAGGCCCGAGGCGAGUUCCUGGACGACCCGUCGCAGCUGUCACAGGCGCUGCAGUGGUACUUCAAUGACCUCAACGCUGUCAAGAUUGGCAUGACGCCUCUGAUGCCAAAGAAGUGGAAGAUUCUCAAGAUCUAUGGACAGAUUUACCACGAGCUGAUGCGCGACUUCCUCGUCGGCAUGAUCGAUGACCCUGAAUCGAGCUCGGGCAACACACUCGAGAUCAUCAACUACCCCGAGAAGUACUACAAGAGGAUGACCAAGCUGGGUUUCCGCCAGGACGAGCUGAUGCCGCAUGUCAUUGAUAAUCGGGAGGGCGAGCUCGUGCGGGAGUUCCGACAGCUCAUCAUCAAGUUCCUGGACGAGUGGCUCGAUCGCAUCUUUGCCCAGGAGAAGAAGGACUUUGCCGAGCGAGUUGUCGAGGGAUCCAACCUGGAUCAGGACGAGUACGGCUACUUCCGAACCAAGAACCUUGUCGACAUGUGGCGCAUGCUGCGCGAGCAGGUGGAUGCAGCAGCCAACUCGAAGCGUACCGACGUGAUCGAGGGCGUCAUCGAUGCCAUGUUUCUGCGACUGCGCGUGCGGCAACAGACGUGGCAAAAGCUGCUCGAGGACGAGGCACUCAAGUACGAGUCGGGAAAAGACCCGGAGCUCGAGGGAUUUCAAGCGCUGCAGGACUGGCUCGUGGGCACGGCCAACGACCAGAUCGCCUGCAUCGACGACAGCGAGGAGGAGAACAAGAUGGCAUACCUAUCCAACUUCCGACAAAAGUUCGAGACGGUCGUGUCACCUGCGUAUAUGGAGCGGGCGAACGGCGAAAUCCUUGCGCUGCGGGACGGCUAUGUCGACUUUAGCACGUGGUGCAUCACCAAGUUUGUGCAGCUCAUCUUCGUCAUUGACUUCAAGUUGGUGAUGCCCGACUUCUUCACACCAAAGUGGUAUGGUAGCUCGGCGAUGAAGCAGAUGGUGGUUACGUUCGAGGAGUACGUAGGAGACUACCGACAGGUGCUUCACCACUCGCUCGUGGACAUCUUCACCGAGGUGUUCGCCGACGAGCUCCUGAUCCGCUACCUCACAUCAGUGCGGAACAAGGGGGCCAAAUUCAAGCGCACCGAGCCAUUCCAGGACAAGCUGUUCGACGAUAUUUCGACGGCAUUCAACUUCUUCGACAGCCUACCCAACCAGGACGUGGCCAACGCCGUCAAGCAAACUUGGAGGGUGACAGAGCCCUUCCUGCAGCUCCUCACGGUUGCCAAGGACGCUGUGCCGGAUGCAUUCGAGUCGUUCAAGCGCGAGUACUGGGAUCUGCAAAUCAGCUGGGUCGAAUCAGUGGUAAGGGCGCGCGAUGACUUUGACAGGUCCAUGUUGAACGCCGUCAAGGCAAGGGCGGCACAGGUGGACGUGGAGCGCACGGGCGAGACUAUCAUGAGCAGGGUUAAGUGA
This is a messenger RNA of Verticillium alfalfae VaMs.102, 1938 nucleotides long. RefSeq lists its product as hypothetical. The transcript has a single exon. Gene Ontology annotation, molecular function: SNARE binding. Gene Ontology annotation, cellular component: exocyst. The record is from RefSeq and is a predicted model, not a curated record. Bases 1 to 1938 code for a protein of 645 amino acids. Gene Ontology annotation, biological process: exocyst localization; exocytosis. Lineage: Eukaryota; Fungi; Ascomycota; Sordariomycetes; Glomerellales; Plectosphaerellaceae.